Molecule: messenger RNA, 1056 nt
Organism: Mycotypha africana
Lineage: Eukaryota; Fungi; Mucoromycota; Mucoromycetes; Mucorales; Mycotyphaceae
Exons: 2
Coding region: 1-1056 (351 amino acids)
Biological process (GO): magnesium ion transport
Cellular component (GO): membrane
Molecular function (GO): magnesium ion transmembrane transporter activity
Source: RefSeq, a predicted model, not a curated record
AUGGCAUUACAACGCAAAUCUCACGUCAUGAACGAUGCCAUUUACCCCGUUGAAAACCGCAAACAUGCUCUUCGCCGCCCACUGUGGGUAUUUAGUUUUGUGACAUUUCUAGUGGCUAAUUUGACAGGUUCAAUCUUUACCAUUGGAUACUUACCCAUUGUGAUAUUGGCUCCUAUCGGCGCUAUGGGUUUAGUAUUUAAUGCUAUUGCAGCAAAGAUAGUAUUAGGAGAUCCAUUGAGGCGAAAUACACUAUGGGGAACUUGUUUAAUUGUCAUGGGAGCUCUGUUGGUGGGUAUUUUUGGUGUGAUACCCGAACCGGAUCAUGACAUAGAUGAUUUGAUACGAUUGUACAAAAAACCGGCCUUUAUUGCUUACUUUAGUGUGAUAGAGUGUGUGAUUGCCAUAGGACUUUUUGUCACUCAUUAUUCUGAAAGGUAUUACAAUCGUAUGGAGUCAGUUCUCCAAUCAGAAAGUUUAACAGCAGCGAAAUCCAAGAAGAUGGAGAAUUUGAAGAGAUAUUGUGGUAUCAGUUAUGGAGUUCUCUCAGGAAAUAUCAGUAGUCAGAGCAUGCUUUUUGCAAAAAGUGGAUUGGAAUUACUUAUACUGACUAUUGUGUAUGAGAAAAACCAAACUCAAUACGCCCUGACAUGGAUCAUAUUAGGAAUGAUGGUAUUAACAGCCAUUUUGCAGCUGUACUACUUGAAUAAAGGCUUACAAUUAUGUGACACCGUUAUUUUGGUUCCGCUGUCAAGCUGCACUUUUAACGUCUCUUGUUUGUUCAACGGGUUAGUAUACUAUGAUCAGUGGAAUAGAAUAAAAUGGUGGCAUCUACUUCUAGUCAUGUUUGGAGUAACUAUUACAGUUUGCGGUGUGCUAUUGAUAUCUUGGAGACCCACAGCUGAAUUCAUAGAGGAAGAAGUAGGGGCUAUUCAGCAAAUAGAAAACUCAGCUGAUGAUAGAGCAGCAGUUACCCCUCCAGAUGAAAAUACGCGUUUAUUAAACACGUCGACCAUAGCACAUGUAAAUAGGGUCGGACAUUAUCAAUCGACCAACUAA